Messenger RNA from Thamnophis elegans (Western terrestrial garter snake), 1457 nucleotides. RefSeq lists its product as uncharacterized. Bases 1 to 1071 code for a protein of 356 amino acids. NCBI's taxonomy places the organism in Eukaryota, Metazoa, Chordata, Lepidosauria, Squamata, Natricidae. The record is from RefSeq and is a predicted model, not a curated record. The transcript has 3 exons.
AUGCCCCCGGCCUCUGUGGCCAGCCUGAAGGGCCCUCCUUGGCCCCCUCGCCCCAGGUGCACGGGGGCCUCACGGCAGAUCCUGCCCAGAGGGGCCGGCCCGGUGGUGGCCAACAUCGAUCCCAUCUUUGACCGGCUGCUGAUCUUCUGGUCCGACCACGCAACCCCGCACCAAGUGAAAGUGCCAGGGCCUUUGCCACCAGGUAUGCCAUCACAGUCUGGUAUUUCGACGCCAAGGAACGGGCCAGAGCCAAGGAGGCACACCAGCGGGCUUCUGCUCAGAAGGAAGGAGCCUCUUCUUGCGACAGGGGCUGACGGCCCACGUGAUGGAUGGAAGACGUUGCCGUGGGAACCUGACUGGCGAGGCCCGCGCCUCACUGGCCAUCCCAGCUGCCUGCGGAUGCUGCCACUGCUUUGGCUGGGAGGCCCCGAUGCAGGGAGGGGGCCCCGGGGAGAGAGGGGCCUCGGGUGCAAGGAGGACCCUGGGCGUGUGUCUCUGUGGUGCGCAGCCGUGCUCUGGCCAGUCUGUAACGCAGCUCCACUUUGCACAUGGGGUGCUAUGGGGCACCCCCUGGCUGGCCCCUCCGGCUGCUGCCCGCAUCACCCCUUUGCGGGUGAGGGGAGAGAGAGAGACUGCGCAAUAAAGAUACCUCAUUUGGAAACGCUCUCGGCUGAUCUCUUGGGGAGGGGGCUUGGGGUUAGAGUGCCCCAGCUGCGCCCCCACGACUGCUGUGCACCCAGGAGGCCCCAUUGUUGGCCCUGUUCCCACGACAGGCGGCGGCAGUUAGGAUCAGGUCAGCCUGGUUUGUUUCUGGUGGGCUUUUGCCUUGGCAGCCCCAGGGAAGACCCCCCCCUUCAUGGGUUGUGGGCUGUUCCUCUGAGCUCUCCUAUCCUUCCUUGGGGGGGGGGGGCUCAGUCUGGAUUGUUGGAAAGACUUCUCUGCCUUCUAGUCCUGGGAAGCCUCCAGAGGGUCCAUGGGAGGGCAGCGGGGGGGGGGAGGGGGAUUUUGGGAGUAGCCAGAAGGGAAGGGUGCAGACAAGGAGGCAGCCAGCAGGUGGAGCCCUUGAGUUGACUUGGACCCCUUGCAACACCCCCCCCCCCCCCCAAUGGCAGGAAGGUUUUUUAAAAAACGAUUUUAUUUUUCCCUUCCAAAUUCAUUCAGAGAUUGGCGGCUUUGGGCCCAACUGCCUGAGGAGUGGUGGGCCGUUGUAUCCUCUCCUCUUGGGGAUGGGAAUGGUCAGAUGGCUGGCCAGGCCCCACAGUGUCCUCAGGGCCUCCUGCGUGGGGGGGCUGAGCUGGCCCAGGGAAUGCUGGGAGUUGAAGUCCACACAUCAGCGUUGCCAAGGCAAGAGUGAGGGCUAGGCUGCCAAUAGACCCUCCCUACGAGGCAGCAAGUGCCCAAACAAGCCGGGAGGGGAUUUGGGGCCUUUCUGUAGGGAAGCAUCUCCUCGCAAAGAC